AAUAAGCCACGUCAUAGGAUGACGAAUUUAAUGGCUGCCUGAGGCGCAUGGGUCGCUGAUUUCUGAGGGUUGCCGAAUUUAAUGGAGGAUCGAAGACGGAAGCCAAUGAAGAAGAAGGCCCUGUGAUUUUGCGAUCUGCGACAGUGGUGGACUGACAAUUGGAGCAGAGCUCUGCUCUUUGUUAUUGUAGGUGUGGGUGAAGGCCCUGUUCUUGCACCAACUCAGGAAGACUUGUUGAGUUGACUCGAUGCGGUCCAUUUGCUAGCUGUGACAACAUGCCACUGGCACUCUCCUCAGAGGACACCAUCAAUGGGAAGAGGUAUGGUGCUACCUAUCUCUAGAAGGAAAUAGAUAAUAUCUUCAUUUCUGGAUGUCCUGAUUUCGUAGCAUAGUUAGGACUUAUUUUUGUGUCUUGGGUGAAAAACUGCCAACAUUGAGGUCUCUCGCAAGGUUAUUAUUGAAGGCCAUUUAAGAACAGUAUGGCUUCAGUGAAUUAUAGCUGUGGGUAUGUAACACAUGCGUACAAUGAGUUUUGGAGUAUUGCCUCUAGGCUAAACUUUUUUUUUUUUGCCCAUGUUGGAUGAGAAACAAAUGUUAUUGCCAUGGUAUGUAUGGCUGUGGGCAUAGCUGAGCUCCUUCUUUUGGGAAAUCAUUCCCUUUUAUCUAUAUCUGUUGACUGUUGUGUUUGACACCUUAACAGACAAGCAAGUGGAGGCCUUUGGCUCUGUCCGGAAAUGGAUCGCAAACCUCCCAGAAAUUCCUUUAGCCUGCAGGAAAAAGGAAACCAAAACUAUUGAGAAGAGGAAUUGUACAAUACUCUGACAGAUUCAACAUCCACACAUCCACAGUGUUGAGCAGGGCAUAAUUGCAGUUUGGGGGCUACUUCCUCAUACAAAUACAAAUGGAGAAGCUCAACCUGGUGAACAGUGUGCUAUUUACUGGUAGAUGGGCUAAAACUGGUUUAUACUAUGAGACUGUGCAGGAGAUUUUCAAGAUGGUUCACCACAAUGCUUACCACGAAGAUCCUUAUGCAAAGGAGUUUGGCAUCAAAAUCAGUGAGAAACUUGCUUCGGUUGAAGCACGCAUUUUACCUGCACCUUGGCUUAAAUACCAUGACACUGGUAGAGAAAAGGAUUGCUUGCCCCAAGUUGGUCAAUGGAAUAUGAUGAACAAGGUUUGUUUUCCGGGCCAAUUGCAACUAUUCAAGUUCCAACUAUCAACAUUUGCAAGUAACAAGCCAUAUAUGUGAACAUGGCACACGUACAAGAUCCAAGCUGAUCAUCAAAUGAGACCCACGAUCUUGUUAAUAUGAAAAUGGGGAGAGGGAUAACCU
Magnolia sinica is the source of this 1333-nucleotide messenger RNA. RefSeq names its product protein argonaute 10-like. Gene Ontology annotation, biological process: regulatory ncRNA-mediated post-transcriptional gene silencing. Gene Ontology annotation, cellular component: cytoplasm. NCBI's taxonomy places the organism in Eukaryota, Viridiplantae, Streptophyta, Magnoliopsida, Magnoliales, Magnoliaceae. The transcript is spliced from 7 exons. The record is from RefSeq and is a predicted model, not a curated record. Bases 902 to 1249 code for a protein of 115 amino acids.